GGGGGGUGGGGUGGGGAGCGGGCUGGGCCCGGGCUGCGGCUCCCCAGCCCCGCCAGCCAGCCCCAGCGCUCCGAGGGAGAGGAGAGGUCUGGACGGGGUGGCUGGACCAGUGGCAGACUCAAAUCCAGGCCAACUGUAUGGCUGUCUGAGGUGUUGGAACAGAAGGAGGUCCAUUCCUGUUGGUGACAGCACUGUGGCCCUGUUCUGGGAUGACCGAGGUAUAAAGGCACCAGUAGCUUUGGUCACAGGAAGGAAAAGAAACUCAAUGAGCUACAGCCUCAACACUGGCUCUUCCUCCUGAGUAAGAAUCUAGGGCCCCAGCUGCCAGUGUGGAGGUAUCUGCUUGUACUCAAAAAAGGAAGCCCUCUUUCCCAGGGGCCCAUGGGACCCCGAGCUGACCAGGGGUGGCGAAAACCACUGCCCUAGAAGAAAGGUGUCGCUUCCUACCGCGCUCUGCAACUUUGGAAGGAAUUUGCAUUUACGCCCGCGGUGAUUGCUGGAGUCUCUCAUACAGCCUAACACGGAGUUUAAUUGGAAAUGUUAAUCAAUAAGAUGGAUCCCUGUCUGAUUUGCACAACCGGUCAAUUAUCUGCAGGUUGGGGCAAUCUGUGCUGCCAGGGGAUUGUGAGCAGGGGCAAAAUGGCUUAGCCACAGCUGGGUUUGCGAGCGGGAUGCAAGAUGGGGGAAAUGGACCUUGAAGACUGGAAAGAGAUGAACGGUUUCUUGGUGGGGAGUGGAAAUCACGGAAAGGCCUGGGCGCGCCUGGUCACUGAGAUGGAAUAGGAUGGUCUUGGAGUCCACCCAGGGGAGGUGGAGGCCGUGGUUUUGCCCUGGGGUGGGAAGGUGCUGGAUUUGGAGAAGGAAGUCUUUUAUGGACUAGAGGACCAGGAGCUGGGGUGGAACCAACCUUGGGAGUCAGAAGUCAGGGGUUUUGGUCUGAGUGUUUCUGUCCCUUUCUGGGCCUCAGUUUCCUUGUCUUUCAAAUGAUGAGGUUGGACUAGGUGGUUUCUAAGGUGGUGGUGACAUUUUAGGAAGUGGGUCCAUUUGUUCUUGGCAAUGAUUCCCCCCACUCCAUUUACUCCUUCUACAUCACGCUUUUUGGUAUGCUCUCCAGUUGAAAGGAAGACAGGCAACGAACACACAACCACUACACACAUUUCAUCUCUCUCAGCAGUGCAGCCUUACUUUUAUUCAUGUGAGUGGGAGCAGGAGGGGAAGAGAUGCCCGAGUGGAGAAUCUGCCCCUAUAACCAAGCUCGUGCAAAGCUCUGUGGGGGAUCUGGUACAGAUCUUACAUCGUGGGGGUGAGGGGAGCAGCUACACAUUAGUGGCCCUGACUCCCUAGCUCAGUCUCAGAACAGAAGGGCUUGGGGUGAGGGUGAAGGAAGGGCCUGGCUUAGGGUGUGCAUCCUUUCCCUAUCUUUCUCACCCCUCUCUCUCUUUCUGAGCCAGGCAGACUUUUUGGAAUUCUGCACUCUCAAGAGACUCUACCCCUAACAUUCAGCACAAUCGCGCCCUCUAGUGACCUCAAUGAGAACACCUUUGGCAGAGCUCUCCAUAUGUCCCUGGGGCCCAGCUCCGGAGCCAGUGCUUCACCCCCUGUGCAACUGUUACUCCCUGUGGAGAAGGGCUCUAGUCCUUCCAACUGGCCUGAAGGAGAAACUCAGGCGGCAGCAGCUUCCUGCAGGCCCAUUUCACACGUAGUUGGCGCUGGGAGUUGAGAGAGGGAGCCAUGCCCCUAGUGCCCAGUUUCCUUCUUUGGGCCUGAAAAGGGUUCCAGAACGUUCCCACCUAUCUUCAGUGCUGGUCCAGGCACUUGCCAUGGGAGGGCCCUGGAAGAGAGAGAGUGUUUGUCUACAGCUUCCCUGCCCCACCAAAAAGGUGGCAGCCCUAAUCCCCAGACAAGAUGCCAGCAGGAAGCUGGAACGCAGCAAGGCGUGGUGCUGGUAGGCACUUGAUGAGUGCGCAUAUCUCUAGCCCAGCCUCCAGCAGGAGGUUAGACCACAGUGUACGCACAAGGCAGCAUAGACACCCAACAAGAUGCAGAUACACAAUGUGGCAUAGACAUAGGACACAUGCUAUAGGGUAGACACAGGCACUCCAUAGCGCAGAAUGGAUACAAUGCACAUGCAGCACAGUGCAGACCCACAGCACGUGCACAAGAUGGCACUGGCAAGGUCACAUACACAGAGCGAUAUAAACACUGCACGUACGCACACACACACACGUCCUGGUACAGGCACACAAAUACAAAGUGGUGCAGGAUGCAGCUCAGAUAUAUCUGACCCCGUAUGUACUCAUGCACAGGACGCACCCCCCCCACUUCCGACACAGCAUACCCGCAGACAGGUGAGAGGAGUGUGGCCACCAGGUGGAGCUCCGUGUCCUGCUAUUUGCACGUGCACUGGCUCCAGCUGCCCAACCUGUGGGUUCCAAGCAGGCUGCCAUGGAGUUAUUAAGCGGCCGAGGGAAGGUGGAGGUAGCCCUAAGGAAAGCUCUUGAUCUUGCACAGAGACCUGUUGGUGCUUGGUUAGUACCAGUUGGUGCACUUGUCCCCUUUUCCCCCCUCUGAGUCCCUGUAGUGUUCCUCCCUACCUGGGGACGGGCAGGGGACUUUCUAUAGUCCUUCUUCUUGAGCCCUCUCCGAGUCCCACCCCUCUCUGGAGCUUUGGCAGCCCUCCCUCCCUUACCCCUACCCCACGCCCUGGCAGGAUGAGCUCAUGCAGCGGGAGAGGGGGUGGGCACACCGCUCAGCGGCGCAGUGGGUAGAAUUUGGAAAGGCUCCUCGGAGUGUGCACGUGGGAAGCUCACAGGGAAUGCCAGGGCCGCUGGGGGACAGACGUGCUCUGGAGGCUUGCCAGCAGCAACUGGCAGACCUGGGGUUUCCCCCAAGAAAAGGCAGCUGAGUCCUUGCAUCUUGUGGCAGCUGGUGUGCCUAGCACUGAGUCCAUCGGAGCUGAAGGCAGCCCGCCCCCUUCUCAUGGGCAGCACCCACCUGUGCUGAGGUCCUGCAGCGGUGGCGGUGUGAGGAGCUGUGCAGUCAGUUGUAACUGAAAAUGUCUGACAGUCUGGAUAAUGAAGAGAAACCCCCAGCUCCCCCACUGAGGAUGAACAGUAACAACCGGGACUCUUCGGCACUCAACCACAGCUCCAAACCACUUCCCAUGGCCCCUGAAGAGAAGAAUAAGAAAGCCAGGCUUCGCUCUAUCUUCCCAGGAGGAGGGGAUAAAACCAAUAAGAAGAAAGAGAAAGAACGCCCAGAGAUCUCUCUUCCUUCAGACUUUGAACAUACGAUUCAUGUGGGGUUUGAUGCAGUCACCGGGGAAUUCACUCCAGAUCUCUAUGGCUCACAGAUGUGCCCAGGGAAGCUCCCAGAGGGAAUUCCUGAGCAGUGGGCACGAUUACUCCAAACCUCCAACAUCACAAAGCUGGAGCAGAAGAAGAACCCACAGGCCGUUCUAGAUGUUCUCAAAUUCUAUGAUUCCAAAGAAACCGUCAACAACCAGAAAUACAUGAGCUUUACAUCAGGAGAUAAAAGCGCACAUGGAUACAUAGCAGCUCAUCCUUCGAGUACAAAAACAGCAUCAGAGCCUCCUUUGGCUCCUCCUGUGUCUGAAGAAGAAGAUGAAGAAGAGGAAGAAGAAGAAGAUGAGAAUGAGCCCCCACCAGUUAUUGCACCAAGACCCGAGCAUACAAAAUCAAUCUACACUCGUUCCGUGGUUGAGUCCAUUGCUUCACCAGCGGCACCAAAUAAAGAAGUCACACCACCUUCUGCUGAGAACGCCAACUCCAGUACUUUGUACAGAAACACAGAUCGGCAAAGGAAAAAAUCCAAGAUGACAGAUGAGGAGAUCCUAGAGAAGCUAAGAAGCAUUGUGAGUGUUGGUGACCCAAAGAAAAAAUACACAAGAUUUGAAAAAAUAGGUCAAGGGGCAUCAGGUACUGUUUAUACAGCGCUAGACAUUGCCACAGGACAAGAGGUGGCCAUAAAGCAGAUGAACCUUCAACAGCAGCCCAAAAAGGAAUUAAUUAUUAAUGAAAUUCUGGUCAUGAGGGAAAAUAAGAACCCCAAUAUUGUAAAUUAUUUAGAUAGCUACUUAGUGGGUGAUGAACUGUGGGUGGUCAUGGAAUACUUGGCUGGUGGCUCUUUGACAGAUGUGGUCACAGAGACCUGUAUGGAUGAAGGACAGAUAGCAGCUGUCUGCAGAGAGUGCCUCCAAGCUUUGGAUUUCUUACACUCAAACCAAGUGAUCCACAGAGACAUAAAGAGUGACAAUAUUCUCCUUGGGAUGGAUGGCUCUGUUAAAUUGACUGAUUUUGGGUUCUGCGCCCAGAUCACCCCUGAGCAAAGUAAACGAAGCACUAUGGUGGGAACUCCCUAUUGGAUGGCACCUGAGGUGGUGACUCGAAAAGCUUAUGGUCCGAAAGUUGAUAUCUGGUCUUUGGGGAUAAUGGCAAUCGAAAUGGUAGAAGGUGAACCCCCUUACCUUAAUGAAAAUCCACUCAGGGCAUUAUAUCUGAUAGCCACUAACGGAACCCCAGAGCUCCAGAAUCCUGAGAGACUGUCUGCUGUAUUCCGUGACUUUUUAAAUCGCUGUCUUGAGAUGGAUGUGGAUAGGCGAGGAUCUGCCAAGGAGCUUUUGCAGCAUCCAUUUUUAAAAUUAGCCAAGCCUCUCUCCAGCCUGACUCCUCUGAUUAUCGCUGCAAAGGAAGCGAUUAAGAACAGCAGCCGCUAGGACUGCAAGCCUUACCCCCUCCACCUCCCUCCCGAGUAAGGCUGAGGUAAAACUCCGCUGCAGGAAAGAUGGAAGAAAAGACAGUCACAUGGGGUGGGGCUUCUUUAACUUUCAAAUGAAUAGAAACUUCUUAUAAGCCUUUUUCCUACUCCCUCAGAUUAUGUAAUUUAUUUGUAAGCCUGAAUCGCAGCCCAAACAGGGCGGCAAUGUCGAAGUGGCCAUAAAGUGGUCACUUCCACCGUGAAGCGAAAGAGCCAGUAGUGAAUCCCUUCAUUUUGUGCAUUCACUUUGAAGAAAAAGAGAUUUCUCAAAGAUGCACACUCCCUCUUCAUCGUGUCGUGUUCGUUUUUAAGUUAGAGAGUAGUCCCUCUUGCAUUCGAACCUCCUUCAAAACUCCUUACCCAAUGUGAUGUUUUUCACUUGCAUUGUCAUUAGCUGUCCAGAAAAAAAAAGAUGUCAAAACGUUUUUUUAAAAAAAAGAAAGUAAAAAACAAAAACAUAACAAAAAAACAAAAACAAAAACAAAACAAACAAACAAAAAAAAACCAGAGCAAGUACUGUGUGAACAUGUGGAAGUCCAUGCCCUAACAGAGUUGAAAUUUUUUAUUCUUCUUCUAUAGUGGUGGCUUGGUUUGUGUACCUGUUUUUCUGCAUUUGUAUUGGAAAAUGUUUCUUUUAAGACAUUUUCCAAAAGCAGAGAGGAAUAUGUAUGUUCAGGAAGGGCUUUUAAAAACUGUAUAUCUAAAUAAAGUUCAAAUGGUGAAAUCUUAUCACAUUUUCAUGAUGCUGCUUAAGAGGUAGUUGAUUUAUCAUUUGUAAACCAGCUCGUUCAUCUCAUGAUACCUGAAAAAAGACACAUCAAAACUGUGGCACUCCAAUUGGGUGAGUCCAGGUCCUAAACCUAGGAAAUCCUGAUAGGAGAAACCAUACUUAAACACAGCUGGGACUUUCUCUAAGAGCCGAAAGGAAAACAAUCUAAGUGUGCAGUACUGAAAUCCUUGCUGGAUAGUAAGUAAACGAAGAUUAAGAUUCCGAAUUUAAUCCUCUCUUGUGCUUGUGGAACAUAUACACUGUGAAAUCGGCACAUCGGGAGGCAACAGACCCAUUAACUGACAUUUGCUGAUGAUAAGAAUGAUUAAUCUUGACAAUUUAUAACGUUUUAAAUAAUUUUUAAAAGAUCUGGAGAACAGAAAUAUUGUAAGCAUUCAACUCUAUAAGAAAUGGGAGGAAAACUACAUCCCGAUCAACAUUUGGCUUGAAGUAUUUGUUCCCAUUUUACCUGUGUAUCACCAAUUUCUGUCUCCAGAGGUGGUGUGAUCAUCCUUAGUUCUUUGGGCUUUUGAAUUUCAAACACGUGUGUAAAGAUUUUGAGGUUCUCCUGUGAACAGAAUUUGGGUUUGCAGUCAUAUAGCCCAACUGAAUUCCUUUUGGGACUUGGCGAAAAUCUGAAAAUUUGACUGUUAUUUCACCAUGUAUCAGUUUAUUAGGAAUUUAACAGUUGGCACUUCCUGAAUCUUCUGAGAGUAGAAAAACAUCUGGAGGGUGUCUGCAUAGAAAAGGAUAUGCUUCUCUUUCGAGUGUAUUGUCAGUUUUAUAAAUUCUGCUGAGUUGUUUCUCUAAGCCUUUGAAAAGCUAGCAGUUCGUGCAGUAGCAGGUUUCUUGAUCUAUAGUAUGUCAAGAAUCUGAAUAGAACCUAUCUACAUUCAGCAAGAGAGGGAAAGAGAUCAAUGACCUGGGCCUCUCUCCUUCUCUGCCGAGGCACAUCCAUCCAUGUCAUCAUCUAUCCAUUCCUUAAAAUGAAAGCACUUUCUUUAGAGAGUUUCUGCUAACCAUACAGUGCACAUGUUUAUGUUCAGGAAAUGACACCACUGGUGGAUUUCCUAUUUUCCUAUUGUUUUCUUUGACUAUGAAAUUUGGAUGGGGCUUAACCCUCACCCCCAGAAAAUGUCCACAGUGAGAUACAACAACAAAUGUAAAAAGAAGAUCGAACGGUAAUAUUAAUUUGAAGCAUACUAUGUUAUACGUCACAAAAAUGGCUGGGCCUGAAAUUUUUAAUGCCAUAGUGUUUUCUAUAAGAGAGAGAGAGAGAGAGGCCUUAAUUUUUAUUUCUUUUAAAAUUAAGUAUUUUUUAAAUUUUUCAUUCAUAGUGCCAGGGAAUUCAAUGAAAUGAUACCUGGGAUGCAAACAGAAUUCGGUCCAUGGGUAACUAAGCCCUGCCAGUGGAGAGAGCCCCAACCCUGGUUGGGAAGCCCUAGGUGUCCGUUAGCAUCCCUUGUAUGUCAUAAAGGCCCUUUUUUUGGUAGGGGGAGACCUGGAGCAGUGAUCCUUCAGAUUACUGUAAGUAGAGAAAUGGCUGCUCUUCUAUGCUUUCAAUUCAGCAUACUAACAAACGAGGGGCCCGGUACGUCUUUAUCACAUCCCGUUGUACCAAGAUUUUAUGAGACUAUAUACCCCAGUAGGCUUUACUCUUACAAACUUAUAUCUAUGUAAACUUUAAAAUGAGAACAGCUUCUAAAGACCCUUCCCCGUGUUGGAGAGUUAUGUAUAUUUCUAAUGAGUAUUAGAGAGAAGCUGUUUCUCCUGCCAAAAUGAUGCUGAAGGAUUCACAUUUGGUACACUUGACCAAGUUGGACUCCAGAUGGUUAAUAGUUUAUUCCCUUUCCCUGGAUUUUUUUAAAGCUCAUCUUGACACAGGUGAGUCUAUCCGGAUCUUUAAAAGUCGCUGGCGUGCCCUGAGAUGAUGAGGGUGCAUCGUCGAAUGUUGAUUCCAAAAUGUCCUGAGAUAGGGGUAGGGCAGUGGGAAAGUCAGGGAAGGGUGAGAAGCACAGUAGAGAUUAUUUAUUUAAGAAAGAAGAGAACAUUAAUGUUGUAGCAAGGAUCCGGUACGUUGUCAUAAUCCCGUGAGGAUUUUUGGAUGAUUAGAUCCCCUCAAAUCAGUCACCAUGUUGGGUAAUGACUUCGUUCUUGCUGAUCUUGUCUUUGUGUCAUUGUAAAUAUUUGUGUGUCCAUGUUCCAUUUUGGCUACUGGAUGGCCAAGUCCUGUAAGAAGAUUCAACUCAAGUAUUUAUUCUUUAAUUGUGUUAUUCAGAUUUCUUUCAGGCUUGUGAAUUGCAACCCAAUGUUUGAGUUUAACCACCUGAUCCCCCCAUCUUUCCCUCCCCUGUGAAGCACAUUCCAUUGCUAAAAGAAAAAGAAAUACAAAAUUGCUUCCUGUCGUCUGUAUAACUGUUUUGAUAGUUUGAGAUGUUUGUCUAUAAAGGAUAUUUCUCAGCUCAAAGAUCGUGUAAAUAAUUAUAUUCCUUUGCUCAAUGGGUUGUUUAUUUCUAAUAGGGCUGCCAGUUCUCAGAGAGAAUCUAUAAAAUCACUUUUAAAUAACAUAAGCAGAGAUUACGACUAUGUAGUAAUAAGCGUGCAUAUGGACAAAGACUGGGAACACAGAUAAUUGAAAUCAGUUGUGUUAGGGUGGUGGGAUUAUGUGAAAUUUUUUUUCUGUUCACAAUUUUCUUUGAUGUUGUUAUAAUAUUGCUUUAUAAUAAAUAAACAUCAGAAAGGGGACUAUAGAAACAUAGAAAAGACGCCGGAAGCAGACACCUUCUGGCCAGAGCCCAGAGCAUGCAGGGCACAGAUAUUUGCUAGUUACAAUUAUUCCAUAGGCUUUAUAUUUGCCUGGGUGCUGAGUUUGGCACACGCUCGGGCAUGGCACGUGCUUUCUUAGGGGACUAGUAUCUAUAAGUUAAGGCUAGGGAGAUGUUGCUAUUAGAACUCCAAACACAUCCUUCUGCUGUAAAACUGGCUGCCCCCCACUUUGGUAUGGUAUUGAGGUUUCUGUUUUGGUUACUUUAGAUUGGAGGGCUGACCUUCGAUUAGCCCCCUGGAUAACAUCUGUUUCAAGUAUCACCUUUCUGGAUCAUUUUACUAGAUUUUCAGGUUGAAUUUUAGAAGAAUAGAAGGCUAAGAUUCCCCAGCCCCAGCCACUUCCUUGGCCAACAGGAUGUAACAUCAUUCAGGUAGGAUUUUCUUUUAAUGACCAGUAGGCAAGUCCUGUUGAUUUCAGAAGUUACGACUUGCACUUAAAAGCUGGCUGUGAAAACAUUAAGACAAAUAUUUAGAACUGCCUUGGCCUGUUGGCAUUCAGGCACCGUCCUUUUAGCUUUGGCCUGAGAUGGUGGCCUCUAUGUGCUUUCUGUCUUGCCUGAUUAUAGGUUGUACGCAGUAACUACCAUCAUUUUAAAAAAGGGAGACUAGCUACCCAGAGAGAGGAAUUUCUUUCUAAGUCAUCAAAGAAAUUGUACGUGAGGGCUUUUAUAAAGGGGUAGUGGCCUCAGAUGUUCCGCAGUCUCACCGAGAGCAGACCUAAUACCCAGAGAACCCACAGCCUUUUCUUUGGCCAUUCUCAACAUACAUCUACUUUGGAGAGCCUUAGCCCUGCCAUCCCCAGUUUUGAAUCUCAUGGUCCUUUUCUGAGCUACUCACAGUUAAUAUUUGGUUAAACAAAGGCAUGGCCAGUGAUGCAAGCUUCUCCCAGUCUCUGAGCAAGAAGACUGAAAUUCAGCAUUUGUAAACUGACAGUCUAAUAGGCCUGGGAUUUGGAGUGAACUUAACACACAAUUCUGAACAUAUAUUUGCAUGUGGAUUGGGAAGGAAAUAAAUGGGACCUUGGAAAUAAUGGAAAUAUUUUUCCUAAGAAAGAAUUUUUUCAUAAGAAGUUUGUUUCUGAUAUAAUCUUUCUGUUGGUUAGCUUUCAUGUUUUUUUUUUCACUCCUUUUCUCAUCCCACAGUCCUUUAGUGACCAAAUGAAUAUAACCUAACUCCUCAUGCAUCGGGAGAGUCUGUUUAAUAUUAAACAAUGUCUAACUGAAUCUGCAAAUGCGGGAACUGAGAUAUCUCUUCCACGCGCACACUUCUGUGUUCAAGUAGACUCUAAUAACAACAGGUAGCACUUACUGCCACGUAAUGUAGUCACACUUGCAAGAUAAACUGAGAGAGGCUGGUUAGUGCCAUCAGGGUCUCCUUUGGAAGCUGCCAUCAGGUGAGUGCUAUCCCAUAAUACCAGCAAUAAGGCAAGGUACCGUGUUCACCUGAUUUAGGACCUAAGAGGAAACCAACAGCAAUUAGAGAGAAUUAGUCGGAUGCAGUGGAAGAAGUACUAGCCCGGAAGUAAGGAUACUUGGAUUCCAAUAUAGGAUCUAUCACUAACUUACUGGGUGACCUUGGGCAAGUCACUUAACUAUUUUGUGGCCAUAUCCUCAUCUAGAAAAUAAGGCUCUUGGACUGGUUCUGUAAGGCCUUUCCAAAGGCUCUAACAUUCUGUGGUACUAUAGGUUGCCUUGCAAAUUCAACCUGCUAACGUGAUGGCAAAUAUCACCUGCUUAAGCCUGGGUCUCUUAUGUUGCAGUUAAACAAUAGAACUAGGUACAAUAAUGCCAAAAAAAAAAAACCCUCAAGUACAUGAAGUUAAUAAUACUAGGGAAUGUUGAUAAAACUUGUGGCAGCCUUCCAGUUUUUUCACAGUUGUUUUGUUGUUGUUUUAACGUCCUUUUUCUGUUGAGUGUUCCCAUUUUCAUCUUCCAUACAGUCUGUAUGUAAAGUCUGGGUUUCAUUAAGCUGUGGCCAGUAUUUGCUACUAGAACAGAGAUACACUGUCACACUUGCUAGAGUAGAACUGUACUUGGGCCUCUCCGUUCCUCUGAAGCGGUGUUGGGCUUUCUAGAGUUUACUUCUUAAAUGGCACAAGAUGGCAGAACCCAUGCAUUUUAAUGACUGGGACUACUGAGUGAGCCUGAGCACUUGCAGAUUGCAGAGAGAAAAAGGGAAAGGUGAUUACAUGCUAUUAGCAUUAAGGAGUGUUGACAUAUCUACUUGUUGGGAACCAAAGAUAGCAUUUCUGAUGACAACUCCCUGAGGGAUGGGCCAGUUGGAUGAGUAUGCUACUGGGAAGAGGAUAAACCGAUAGUCAGUGGACAGUCCCAAUGCCCUGCCUACAGCAAUGCCAACCAGCCUUGAGUGUGAAAUUCCGGUUCAGUGUGUGUGCUUGUGUGUGGUGUGCUUUAUGGACCCGCAUAUACUAUAGUCAUUAGUGAUGAUGACAUCUUUCAUGGAACUCUAUAACCAUUAGUGGGUUGAAUUUUAAAUCUCAGUACAUCAGCAAGGAGGAGACAGGUCACAGGGUAGUGAUGUGUACUGGGAUUAUACUCAUAAUAGCCGGACAAAACCAGUUGAGGAGGAUCUACAUUUCAUUUUUUAUCAGAAUUGUAUCUCAUUUGGCUGUGCAUUACUUUUGUUGAAAUGUGUUAUCUGUAAACCCAUGUGUAGUGAAAUUCUUCUGUAACUUUGGAUUAAAGGUAUUUAUGGUCUUUUUGUUUGUUUGAUUUUUUUCAGUAAGUUAUUUCUUUUGUGGACCUGCUGAUGGUAUGGUUCCAUCCUUCUGACCUCAGCAUUCGAUCUUUUUGAGGACUUUUGUUUCCAAUACUGUUAUUUUAAAUUGUGGUUGAAGCAAUAGAAAAUUGAAAUAUGGAUUGUGCAUGACUGUGUCUUGAGUGUAAAAAUAUUGCAGUUUGAAACUUGGACCUAAAGUAUUGCAAAUAAAAAUGACAAACAUCAA
This is a messenger RNA of Vicugna pacos (alpaca), 11336 nucleotides long. The record is from RefSeq and is a predicted model, not a curated record. Lineage: Eukaryota; Metazoa; Chordata; Mammalia; Artiodactyla; Camelidae.